AUGGAGAAUAAUACUUCAAGUAAUAUAUUAUCUCCAGUACAUAGUAUUGGUUAUAUUAUAGAUAAGGUGCCAUUUAUAAUAGAGAAGUUAGGUACCGAAUACUUUGUUAUAGUUUCUAUAGGCUAUUACUAUCAAGUAUAUGACCUUGACCAUCUCAGAAUUAAGUAUAUAUCUGUAAGAAUGCCGGAGCCUAUUGAAAAUAUGACAGUCCAUUAUGAAGUUGUGUAUAUUUCAAUGGGAAGAAGUAUUCAGGGUUACCAUAGAUUUCAAAAGGUCAUUGAUUUACCUAAUUUACAUAAGACAAAUAUAGUUGGAAUGUUUAUAUUGGGAGAUUAUCUUAUAUCUUGGGAUAAAUCUAUUGUGGUAGUAACUGAUAUAAAGAAUAAAUGCACAAUCACUGAAAUACAGAUAGAUAUUGAUAUAUCUUCUAAUAUAGUUACAGUGCUACACCCAAUUUCUUAUCUUAACAAAAUUUUGAUCGUACAUUCUAAAGGUUGUGAAUUAUGGAAUAUCCGUACUAACAAAAGAAUUCAUAUUUUUGCUUCAUUAGACUCAGCAAUACUUAAUUCCAGCUCUAGUGUACUACGAAACUCUACUAUUCACAAUCUUUCAAUUAACUUUUCAACUGCAACAUGUAGCAAUCAUCCAGAUAUUAUAGGAAUAGGAACUAAGUGUGGCAGAAUAUUGGUUUUGGAUCUUGUAAAUGACAUUGUACUAUCUCAAUUUCAGCAUAGUCCAGAACAGGGAAGUGUAACAACUCUCAGUUUUCAGACUGAUAAACCGUAUCUUGUUUCAGGUUGUGAGAAUGGAGAUGUUGUUUUAUGGGAUUUAGAGAAAACAAAGGUAGUACAUAUAAUAGAAUCAGUACAUGAAUCUCAAGUUGCACAUGUAUCUUUUGUUCCAGGCAUGCCAAUAUUUAUAACAUCUGGUCAUGAUAAUUCACUAGUGCAAUAUAUAUUAGAUGGUGUAAAUUUAACCCCGAGGGAGCUUCGAUCUAGAAGAGGUCAUUCUAAUCCUAUAACUUGGAUGUCUUUUUAUAAUGCCUUACCAGAGAAGGGAAGGGAUAUUCUUUGUGCUAGCAAUUCACAUACAUGUGGGUACCUAGGCAAGAUUUCAAGAAUUCAACAACAUCAAAAUAGGAUAUUUUCACAAAAUGCUCUUAAGAAGAAAUUUAAUGAAUCAUGUUUCCUACCCUUUAAACGUCUUCCACCUAUUGUUGAUGUUGCAUCUGCAGCUUCUAGACACUAUGAUUGGGCUAAUAUCGUCUCUGUACAUGAAAAGAUGCAUCAAGUAUUUGUAUGGAGUGGACAUAGCUCAGUCUUAAUUCCAAGAUAUCUUACUUUAGAGAAAUAUCUGAAAAGUAGAAAUAAGAAUGAGAAAAGUCAUUUACUAAACUCUUCUAUAACAUCUCAUGCCGUUACAACUUCUAAACGCCUCUUACCAAUAGCUAAGGCUGUAGGGGUAACUGAAUGUGGCAAUUAUGCAGUUGUUGGAUAUUCUGAUGGAACAAUUCAUAGAUUUAAUUUACAAUCUGGACUACAUUCCGGAGAAUUUGUUAAUAAAAAUGAAACACCUAGAUCAAUUUUAGCAAUUCAUAUAUCUAAAUCUACACUUUUAUUAAGUGUAGAACACGAUGAAUUUAAUUAUUAUCUCUCAAUUUGGUCUAUAAAACCAAUCAAGCACCUAAAUACAUCUACUAUUGGGGAAUUAAAGAAUAAUAGUCAUAGCGAACCUUUUGUAUCUCGUCUAUGGGGAGUUUUCAUAGGAUUUGGUUUUAGUAAUGGUAGAGUUAUACUUUAUGAUUACCAGUCACAAAUUAUAUCACGUGAAUUUAAAUGUACUGAAAGUAGUAUUACUGACUUGACGAUGUCAACAGAUGGCCGUUGGCUUGUGAUUUCAUCUACAAACAGUGAAAUGUUUAUUUUUGAUAUAAUUUCAUCAUCUUUACUAGAUUGGAUUAAAUUUAAAUCACCUGUAAUUCGUUGCAUAUUUGAUGAUUCAAAUACAUUUCUAGUUACAUCUCACUCUCACUCUAAUGGAUCAUUAUCUAUUUGGGCCAACAAACUCGCUUUGACUCUUAAUACUUCAUCAGAUGGGCUACCCAAGCAACCCACUAAACCAAUACUUAUUGAGGAUCCACCUAAUAACUUUAUUUCCGAUAUAGAAGCUAAUGAAAGACCUUCACAAGAUAAUGAGAGUGGUAUCCCAGAUUGCAUGCAGACAGAUCCUACUACAUCUCUAAUUCAUAAUACAGGUAACGAAAAAGUAGAUAUAGCAGAAAAAAAAUUAAAAUCAGAGUUAAUUGAAUUAUCAGGACUUCCAAUUGCAACAAUACAAAGCCUUUUAUAUUUAGAUGUUAUCAAUGAGAGAAAUAAGCCUGUAGAACCUCCUAAAAAACCCGAAGAUGCUCCUUUCUUUUUGCCUAGUAUGACAGAUUCGAAAUUUGAUGAUUAUGGUAACGUAGAUGAAAUAGAACAUAAAAAAUCUCAAAGUAAAAUCAAUUAUAGUAAGGAAACAAAUAAUAAUAAGCCAGUCUUAGAAUCAGGAUUUAAAUCUGAGCUGCAAAUUUUAUUAUCUAGUAUUGCAUAUAUUGAAUCAAAUAAAGAUGAAAGUGAAGACAUUAUUAGUAAGAUCACAAAGCUUCUGAAAUCCAAAUCUCCUUCAGGUGUUCAUCUCUUAAUAAAGCAAUUAGGACCUCUUAGUGGAGGAGAUAUUGAGGAAAUUGUGAAUAUGGCUUGUUAUUUUGAAUAUGCCAUUUCACUUAAAACAGAUGCCGAUUUAUUACAAGCAUAUCUACACAUAUUCUUAGAAAAUCACUCAGAUGUUAUACUUGAGAAUAUCGAACACCAUGAUAGACUUGGAAGAAUCAUUGAAAGCUUGAAUAAGUCAACUUCCGCAGAUUGGGCGAAACUACAAAACUACUUGCAAGAUAUAUCUUGCUUUCUGAAAUUUGCAACUAAUAUACAGAUGGACUAG
Molecule: messenger RNA, 2976 nt
Organism: Cryptosporidium muris RN66
Lineage: Eukaryota; Apicomplexa; Conoidasida; Eucoccidiorida; Cryptosporidiidae
Product: Utp21 specific WD40 associated domain-containing protein
Exons: 1
Coding region: 1-2976 (991 amino acids)
Biological process (GO): rRNA processing
Cellular component (GO): small-subunit processome; Pwp2p-containing subcomplex of 90S preribosome
Molecular function (GO): protein binding
Source: RefSeq, a predicted model, not a curated record